AUGGAGGUCCCGCUGCCCAGAAGAUUCGAGAUGCCCACCUUUGAGAGGUAUGAGGGUCUCUCCGACCCAAUCGACCACUUGGAUACCUUUAGGGUGCUGAUGCAGCUGCAAGGUGCUCCUGACGCCAUUAUGUGCCGAGCCUUUGCAGCAACCCUUAAGGGUAGCGCUAGAGAUUGGUACCGGACCCUGCGACUUAGAUCAAUCGGCUCCUUUUUGGAGAUGGAACAACUAUUCACCAAUCAUUUCCUCAGAAGAAAAAACCCACCGGUUGAUAUGGGGGAAUUGAUAGCCCGAGCGCAAAAGUACAUUAACUUGGAAGAGAUAAUGGACAAUAGGGGAACCCGCAUUGAGUUGAAGAGAAAAGGGAAUAAUCAGGAGAUGAGUGAAUCUUCCAAGUCCGCAAAAAGGCAUGAGAACGCACUGCUCACUAGCCCUAACAUGAGACGACUUUCCAGUAAGUUCUCCACCUACACACCCCUGAAUACACCCCGUUCUGAAGAUCACGGGCACGACACAGAGGAGUGCAUUCAUCUAAGGAGUGAAAUUGAAGCCCUAAUAAAAAGGGGAUACCUAUUAAGGUUUAUCAAAAAAGAAGAUCCACCGAGGGAACCUCGCGAGCAAAAGAGACCCAACACAAACGAUAAGGAAGAGCAAAUCAUAGGGGAAAUUGCAGUGAUCUUCGGAGAAGCUGCUAGUGGAGGAGACAACGGAGGCACUUGCAAAAGUAUUAGAAGGGAUGAAAAUGGGAAAGGAAAGACUCAAACCUAUCACAACCCCCUUGGUUGGGUUUGGUGGCGAUGUGGUUCAUCUCGUAGGGACAAUCACACUACCUGUGACCAUGGGGAUGACCCCAUAGCUAGUUACUUCAUUGACGGAGUUCUUGGUGGUUGA
This is a messenger RNA of Malania oleifera, 891 nucleotides long. RefSeq lists its product as uncharacterized. NCBI's taxonomy places the organism in Eukaryota, Viridiplantae, Streptophyta, Magnoliopsida, Santalales, Ximeniaceae. The coding region runs from base 1 to 891 and encodes 296 amino acids. The record is from RefSeq and is a predicted model, not a curated record. The transcript is spliced from 4 exons.